Molecule: messenger RNA, 2856 nt
Organism: Paramecium octaurelia
Lineage: Eukaryota; Ciliophora; Oligohymenophorea; Peniculida; Parameciidae
Source: the annotation of a GenBank genome assembly
AUGUAGUAUGCAGCAACCAGCAAAUGCAAAUUGAUGUCUCCUUAGAUAGAACAAGAGAUGAACUCUAAGGGCUUGGAUAAUUCAAUUUUGGAAAUGAGUCCAAUGAAGAUAGAAACUUCUAACCCAGGCGUUUCAACAACUUAGCAAUUGGUUUCUAUAUAGAAAUUCGGUGGGGUAACCAUGAGGAUCAAUUCAAUCCCAAUUGACACAUUAUAACCGCCAGAUUUACCUGAAUCGGAAGGAAUAUUGUCUAUCGACAAAUAAAGGGAAAAUCAAGCGAUGCUGUCAAAAAAGUAAUCGCCAUUCGCUAAGUUAAUUAUUAAUUGUCAUUCAUUGAAGUUUGCCAACAAAAUGAUUAGCUUUAUAAGACCUGAUUGUAAAUUUUCUCAAAAAUAGCACCAGAUUUUAAACGACCAAGCAAGUUCGUAUAUGAGAUAGAAAGGUAAGAUAAGUGGCAAUUUUGUGCAAUAAAACCUCAAUACGAUAGAUUUGCAGAUCAGACUCAAAUUGAGGACAUGGAAAAAUGGAAUAGUAAAUAAAUUAUAAGGAUGCUUCACUUAAUUAUAUAAUUACAUCCCAUUAAUAGAACCAAAUAAUAUUUAGAAAUUAGUGUGGGACUUUUUGCUCUGUCUCAUUCGCAUAUACUUGAUAAUCUGGUCUCCCAUCAUAAUAUCGUUUCCAUUUUUGUAGAAUGACCAUGCAAGCUAUUUCCUAUUCAGUUGCGUAUUUCUGGCAUUCGAUUUGCUGAUUAGAAACUUCACCAUUUAUUUUCACAAAGGAUUGCCAGUCAGAGAUCGCUCAAAAUUAUUUAAGAAGCAAAUUAAUUUUGGUUUAGUAAUCGAAUUAGGGAGUAUCUUAUUCGGAAUCCUGGUAUCCCUCGAUUACUAAUUAAGCACAUGGUUAUUCAUCCUGUUUUAUUAUUAAUUGAGAAACAUAAUGAAAUUGGUCGACAUCAUUCAAUAUAAUUUGAAGCCCACUAAAAUGGUCAGUUCUGUCAUAGAUCUUUUCAAAUUAAUAGCUACCGUGUUAUUAAUACAGCAUUUUUGUGGUUGUUUAUGGUAAUGAGUUUAAUUCCUAAUUGCUUAGGUUAAAAUUAGGUUAGUAUUACGAUAGUCAAGGAAAAAUGAACUGGAUGAUAGAUGUAAAGGAUGAAAGUUGGUAGGUGCAAUUUCUUGAAUCCUUUUACUUCAUGAGCGUGACCAUGUUUACUGUAGGAUAUGGAGAUAUCACACCCACAAGUAAAGAUACAUUAUUAUAUGAUUAGAUUCACUGGAAAAGAUGUUUUGUAUUUGUUACAUGUUCUUGUCCACUUUGCAAUAUUCCUAUUCAGUCAACACAAUUGGGUUAAUCCUUACUGAGAUGAAAGAAAAUAAUGAAAUGAUUAGAUAAAAGAUGACAUGCAUUAAUGAGUAUUUGCACUGUAAGAAAUUGAGUACUGAACUCUCUAUGAAAGUAAGGGAGUAUUUUAAUUUUUAUUGGAAUCAAGAAAUUAUCCAAAAGAAAAAUGAACAAAUAAGACUCAUCACUCUAUUACCAGAAGAUCUUUAAAAGAAGUUGAAGCUGGAAUCAGCCUCAUCUUUGAUUAUCAAAUGUCCCUAUUUUUCUCAGUUUCCUAAACCUGCUUUAGAGUGUCUACUCUAAAACAUCGAAUUUAAUAUCUUUUAACCAGGUGUCUAUGUAAAUCCAUAAAAUUAUAUUUACAUAAUAGAAAAUGGAAAAGUUGAAGUCAUGCAAGAGAAGGUUUGAUUAUAAAUAUUUUAGGUUGUCAUUGACACACUAAAAGAGAAUUAGUAUUUUGGUUUACAAGAACUCUUUUCAUAAAGUGAUAAAGUCACCUAUAAAUCAGCAGAUUUCACCAGUCUAUUAAUGAUUCCACGUUCUGAAGUCCUCAAAGUUGUUAGUAAAUUCCAAUUACAAAUCAUACCCGAUAAGUUUUGUUAUAUCUGUCAUGAUAAAAGACAUUAUACUCAUUAAUGUAAUGUUGUCCAUUAUAUCCCUGAUAUUGAGAAGGUAAUUAUGAGAUAUCAUUUUAAUAAUGUUCAAGAAAGAGGCACAUUAAGAUAAACUUAGAAAAGUCGGACAAAAUUUUAUGCAUUGAAUGAAUAAGUUCUGAUAUAAGGUAGUGCUAAAAUAUAUCAAUUGGAGAAUGAUAUAGUUCCAGAAAAUGAAAUCCAAGAACAAUAGAGUCAAGGCUUUAGUAUCCAUCAAAAUGGACCUCCGAAAAUUAAUGUUGUUACUUUUGAAGAUCAACAGGUAUAAUUAAAUCCUCCGGAAUGGCUGGUCGAAACUUCAUUUAAUCCUGCGAAAUUCAUGCAAAGAACCAGCUUAUUACAAUAGACUCAAAUCUUAGAUAGUUUUAAGAACAAAAGGGAUAAGAAACUUUUGCUAUCUGGAAACACCAAUAAAUAAAGUGAUUUAACAGUGCUUUCAGACAAACCGGGAGACUUUCAAGAAGCUUUAACUAAAUUGUAAUCCAUUCUACCCAAAUUGUCAAAUAAUGAAUACGAGAAAUGUUUCCUACUCAUUAAAAAGCUCGAAGGAGAGUUAGGCUUAACUGAAAUUCCAGAUUUUGAAUAGCUUAGGGAAUUUGAUAAAUUUGAUAGAGAAUGGAACAUUGAUAGAAUCAUUACUAAACUGAUGAGACCUAUACGAAAAAAUAAUACAGAAUUAUUAAAUUAAUUAUUAAACAAGUAUUCGAAAUAUCUACUAUUUCCUUAUGAAUUUAUACGUCUAUUUAGAAAUUCCUUAAUCGAAGAAGAAGAUAUUAAACAGAAUAAAUCGUAUUUGGAGUAAGUUAGACAUAGUGUUAGACACUUUUUAAAAAGAAAGGCAACAUAAGUAUUCCCGACGAAAUGA